CCGUUGUAAGCAAAUAUGGAGAGAUAAAGGCAUUGAAAAGAAAAGAAGAAGUAUGCCUAUAUUACCAUAAGCUUUUAAAAUGGCAAUACGGGAACUGAAAGUGUGUCUUCUUGGGGAUACUGGAGUGGGCAAGUCUAGUAUUGUAUGUCGUUUUGUACAAGACCAUUUCGACCACAACAUCAGUCCAACGAUAGGGGCAUCGUUUUUAACCAAGACGGUACCGUGUGGACAUGAACUACACAAGUUCCUCAUCUGGGACACAGCGGGACAGGAAAGGUUCCACUCGCUGGCCCCCAUGUACUACAGAGGCUCUGCCGCCGCUGUCAUCGUCUACGACAUCACCAAACUGGACUCUUUCCAGACACUGAAGAAAUGGGUGAAGGAGCUGAAAGAACAUGGUCCUGAGGACAUCGUUGUAGCCAUCGCAGGGAACAAAAACGACUUGGGGGACAUCAGGGAAGUUCCUAUGAAGGAAGCUAAGGACUUUGCUGAGUCCAUCGCAGCUAUCUUCAUGGAGACCAGCGCCAGAAACGCUGUCAAUGUGGAGGAGCUCUUUCAGAAGAUCAGUAAACAGAUUCCGCCCCUGGAGAAUCCAGAUUUAGAGAGUAAUGAGUCCUUCAAGAUAAUCCGGCAGCCCCCUCCGUCUAACAAACGCUGCUGCUAGUAAGACCCCCGUCCGAGUCCCAAAUAGACCCCUACCAACCUACCCCCUAGGCCCUACCCCCCUAGCACCUUACGCCCUAGGUAUUUCUGUAGAUCUCAAGGGGAUUGUACUGGUGUAGUAUGAUCGAAUAUGUUGGAAACUCUACCUGUCUUAUCUCAGGGAAAGGUGGCGAUAUUAUCGUGUUACCACACUGCUUACACCUAUCCUAUACUUUCAGAUCGGUAUGAAGUCGCUAGGCCUUAGGGGUAAGGGGCAAGGGGUCAGUUUGGAAUUCAGCAUCCGAUUGCCAGUGAGAUUAUCACUCUCUUUGGUACCAUUCCAUACACAGUUCCAUGGAUCAAGUCCACACAUCCCUCUUGACACACGAGUCACAAUGUAGAGUUGGUAUACACAACAGCUGGAUAGUUCAGCUCCCGAUUGCCCCUUUCGACAGUCCACAAUGGAUAUACAAUACAUGGGUCUCAUGGAGAGAGGAGGACAACAAGGCUUUGGCUUUGUGAUAGAUCAGAACCUCUCCCCUAUAUAGCGUAGUGAACAGAGUGUCCCAAGUCUAGAAACCGUCCCUAUAACCCAUAUAAAGCUAGUUGGACAUUUCGCCAUAUUGUACCUAUUCUACCUACUAGAUAUAUCCAGGAUAUAUCCAGGACAACCGGGCCGUGAUUGGGAGUCCCCAUAGGGCGACGCACAAUUGGCCCAGCGUCGUCCGGGUUUGUCCGGCGUAGGCCCGUCAUUGUAAAUAAGAAUAUUUGUUCUUAAACUGACUUGCCAAGUUAAAUAAAGGCUCAAUUAAUAAAAAGAAUGUUGAAAUCUAGUUAAAUAAAGGUUACAUUUCAAUUAUACUCCUGUGCCUUGGUACCGUGUGCUGUAGGCGUAAUUUCUGGAUAUAGAGAGGAACCAGUGUUUAGUGGGAUAUGUUUUAGCAGCACAGAAAAAUAAACAUUUCAUCUUUUUAGAAAUAGAGAAAAAAAAUAAGAAUCUAAAUUUUAAAUUGAAUAUAUAUAUAUUUUUUUUCAUUUAAUCUUUAUUUAACUAGGCAAGUCAGUUAAGAAUAAAUUCUUAUUUACAAUGACUGGCCUUACCGGAAAAUCAAAAACAUGUUAAUAAAAUAACUUAUGACUUGAGAUUACAUUCCGAAUACUGAUACGAUAUAGAGCUUAUGAAUUCUCAUUCCCGAACAAUGCGGUCAUCAGAUGUGUAGAUCCAUUGAUUGUAUUGCUGCACCGUUGCUCCAGUAUUACAGUGAUAGGAGUUAAUAUCCAUUUAUUGCAUGAAUUUGGUCUCACCGACCGUCGUUGUCUUUUGCCCCAUUGAACGCUUGUAAACUCAGGAGAGAAAAAAAGAAACGUCCCUUUUUCAGGACCCUGUCUUUCAAAGAUAAUUCGUUAAAAAUCCAAAUAACUUCACAGAUCUUCAUUUGUAAAGGGUUUAAACACUGUUUUCACAUGCUUGUUCAAUGAACCGUAAACAAUUAAUGAACAUGCACCUGUGGAACAGUCGUUAAGACACAGACGGUAGGCAAUUAAGGUCACAGUUAUGAAAACUUAGGACACUAAAGAGGCCUUUCUACUGACUCUGAAAAACAUCAAAAGAAAGAUGCCCAGGGUCCCUGCUCAUCUGCGUGAACGUGCCUUAGGCAUGCUGCAAGGAGGCAUGAGGACUGCAGAUGUGGCCAGGGCAAUAAAUUGCAAUGUCCGUACUGUGAGAUGCCUAAGACAGCGCUACAGGGAGACAGGACGGACAGCUGAUCAUCCUCGCAGUGGCAGACCACGUGUAACAACACCUGCACAGGAUCGGUACAUCCGAACACUACACCUGCGGGACAGGUACAGGAUGGCAACAACAACUGCCCGAGUUACACCAGGAACGCACAAUCCCUCCAUCAGUGCUCAGACUGUCCGCAAUAGGCUGAGAGAGGCUGGACUGAGGGCUUGUAGGCCUGAUGUAAGGCAGGUCCUCACCAGACAUCACCGGCACAAACCCACAGUUGCUGGACCAGACAGGACUGGCAAAAAGUGCUCUUCACUGACAAUUAGCGGUUUUGUCUCACCAGGGGUGAUGGUCAGAUUUGCGUUUAUUGUCGAAGGAAUGAGCGUUACACCGAGGCCUGUACUCUGGAGCGGGAUCGAUUUGGAGACACCAGAUACUGACUGUUACUUUUGAUUUUGACCCCCCCCCUUUGUUCAGGGACACAUUAUUCAAUUUCUGUUAGUCACAUGUCUGUGGAAAUUGUUCAGUUUAUGUCUCAGUUGUUGAAUCUUGUUAUGUUCAUACAAAUAUUUACACAUGUUAAGUUUACUGAAAAUAAACGCAGUUGACAGCGAGAGGACGUUUCUUUUUUUUAGUUUUUUUGCUGAGUUUAUAUGUACAUGCCUGUAUAGCACACAUGUAGAAUAUGUAUUUCUGAGAAUGUACUGUAUAAGAUGUUCAUAAUGUAUAUGAAGGACUAGGUUGCAUGAGCACAUGAAUGCAUCGUAGGGCGGCAGAUAUCCUAGCAGUUAAGAGCUUUUUGGCCAGUAACCGAAAGGUCGCUGGUUCGAAUCCCCAAGCCUAUUAGGUGUAGAAAUCUGACGAUGUACCCUUGAGCAAUGCACUUAACCCUGAUUGGUCCUCUAAGUCGCUCUGGAUAAGAGCAUCUUCAAAAUGACUCAAAAAUUUUAAAAUAAUUUGUAAAGGUCAUGUUAAUUGACUGAUAUUAUCUCAUAGAACAAAAUGUAGAAGAUCUCUUAAGCCCGUGUUAACUUCUGACCUUAUUUUGGGCGUAUAUCCCAGAACCCCAUUCUUUUUCCCCAUUUAAUUUCCCCUAUAGGAAUGCCCAACGAACCAGAGGUAGAAAAUGCUAACACGUUUCUGCUUUUAGGACUACAAUCUGGCGAGCUCUAUAGGGCCAGAUGCAGAGAUAGAUAGAUUGGCAAAUUACUGCGUCUGUGUAGAAAAACAGGGGACCCAUAGGCUUUUGGAUUUGACCGCUUUUAUGUCAUUUUAUUUGUAGUUUGAGCACUUUUUCAUGGAAAAUUGUUGAUUCAGUAUUCGUUUUUGAUGACUACAUUCCCUUACGAUUGUCCAUCGAUAGCUGAAUUGCUACAGUGGAUUGAAAUGUCCACAGAACUGAAUGGAAUAUGGAGUUUACAGCAACACUGCAAUGUCAUAUUGUAAAAAAAAUGUUUUGUACUUUGUAGGUAGAUAUAAUACUUUUUUUUUUUUUACUAUCAGGAUUUUAUACAAUAUUUUGAAUUAGUCAGUGUACAGGUAUUUACCAUGAGAUGUUAACACACAAUACUGUUCUGGAUUCUUCUGUACAAGUUUGACCGAUGUCCAGGUGUGGCAACAAUCAAUAAUCUGAUCAAACUAGAUUUGCACAUUUCUUGCCCUGAAUGCCUUCCAUCACAGUCCAUUGUGCAAUGUAAACAAAUGCCUUUGUGUUAGUUUUUCCCCCCUGUAGACAAAAUCGAAUAGGAAAUUGAUUAUUAUUCAUAGUUUUAAAUUGUAAAACAUUUUUUUUGUGUGCUUGAGUGAAGUUAUACCCUUUUCUAUAUCCUAUGCAGACCAGAUUAACAUUUGAUAUAUUCAUCUGUAUAAUAAUAAAAUGGUCAUUUCUA
Messenger RNA from Salmo salar (Atlantic salmon), 4260 nucleotides. It is a transcript of the gene rab31, whose product is annotated as Ras-related protein Rab-31. NCBI's taxonomy places the organism in Eukaryota, Metazoa, Chordata, Actinopteri, Salmoniformes, Salmonidae. The record is from RefSeq and is marked provisional. Gene Ontology annotation, molecular function: GTP binding; GTPase activity.